AAAUGCCACCAUAAUGUAGACCAUAUUCACCGUAAUAGGAGGAUAUUACUAAAAUACCAUCACCCCGCGUUCUCAUCUUUCUCAGUUGUGAUUUGCGAGUCGCGAGCUUCCCUCUUCCUCUCUUUCCGGCGUUCCCUCGUAGUCUCUCAGUAGAAAGCAACAUCAAUGGAUUCACAGGGCCAGACAACUUCAUUGCAACGACUUGAGAAUGUGGAAAAGAGAAUUGUGAAGGUUUUGGAGCUUGCAGGAGGAGUGAUGGACGAGCUUGCAAGCCCAGUUGGUCCUAGAAAAGAUCUUGUCCAAAAUCACUGUCUUGAAUUCAUGCAAUUAAUUAAGGACAUCCAAGUGGCGUUGCGUGAUGAAAUCAAAAGUGCUUGUGAAUAUCGUCCAUUUGAAAAGUGUGAUUAUGGCCCAAGAAUAGCAAAUGAGAUAUGUUUCAAAAAGGUGGAAUAUGUCAUGUCACAAUUGGAGGCAAUGAAACAAACUAUAGAUGAGCAUAAUGCAGCAGCCUGAAAAUUUUGCUCCUUAAAUUAUCCUAUUAAGCUGUUGAUUUUGAAAAUUCAAUCAGUAAUUUAGAGUUUUUGCAGCGCUGCAAGCGACUCAAGUUGCCCUCAACAAGGAGAGCGACUUAUUUAUGUAUUUAUUUGCAUUGUACACUAAACAUGUAAAAGACAGAUUAUGAAGCACUGGAUUUAGUAUUCAUGAUUAGUCACAUACUCAAAUAAAUAUUCUUAGCUAUCUAUGUUUAAGAUUAAAGACA
Molecule: messenger RNA, 760 nt
Organism: Medicago truncatula (barrel medic)
Lineage: Eukaryota; Viridiplantae; Streptophyta; Magnoliopsida; Fabales; Fabaceae
Product: mediator of RNA polymerase II transcription subunit 11
Exons: 4
Coding region: 166-513 (115 amino acids)
Biological process (GO): regulation of transcription by RNA polymerase II
Cellular component (GO): mediator complex
Molecular function (GO): transcription coregulator activity
Source: RefSeq, a predicted model, not a curated record